Coturnix japonica (Japanese quail) is the source of this 4577-nucleotide messenger RNA. It is a transcript of the gene RAD51B, whose product is annotated as RAD51 paralog B. Lineage: Eukaryota; Metazoa; Chordata; Aves; Galliformes; Phasianidae. The record is from RefSeq and is a predicted model, not a curated record. Gene Ontology annotation, biological process: double-strand break repair via homologous recombination. Gene Ontology annotation, cellular component: Rad51B-Rad51C-Rad51D-XRCC2 complex; replication fork. Gene Ontology annotation, molecular function: double-stranded DNA binding; ATP hydrolysis activity; four-way junction DNA binding.
GCCGGGAUGCCGUCAGGGCUGCGCGCCGUCGCCGGGAGGCUCCGCCUUAGCGGAGGGGGCAGUUUGAAAAGUAGCGAGUCGGGGCCGGGUGCUGUCGGACCCCUGGGGUUGCGGUGCGGUUGGGUGCCGGUGUAGACUGCCCCCGGCAGGGCCGAGCCUCUGGUUGCUGCUGGGGUUAGGGAGACACAGCUUCACAGAGGUAACGCCAUCUUACUGCUGCGUAGACCAAGGGAGUAUGGCUGCUAAGAAGCUGAGAAGAGCAAAGUUGUCUCAGGAGCUGUGUGAGAGACUAAGCCGCUAUCAGAUCACUACCUGCCAGGACUUCUUAUGUCUUUCACUCUUGGAGCUAAUGAAAGUGACAGGACAGAGCUACAGAAAUGUGCAGAAGCUUCUUCGGAAAGUCAGCCUAGCUUGUGCUCCCAAAAUGCAAACAGCUUAUGAAAUGAAAGUGAGGAGGUCUGUCAAUCCCUCUGCAGCCUUUUUACCCACCUCACUGCAUAGUCUGGAUAAAGCCUUGCAUGGUGGAAUACCCUGUGGAUCCCUCACAGAGUUAACGGGCCCACCAGGUUGUGGCAAAACUCAAUUUUGUAUUACAAUGAGUGUUCUGGCUACACUGCCUGUAAGCAUGGGAGGACUAGAUGGGGCUGUUAUAUACAUUGACACGGAGUCUGCUUUCAGUGCUGAAAGGUUGAUAGAGAUAGCAGGAAACAGAUUCCCUACUUAUUUUGACUCUGAUGAAAAGCUGUUUUGCAUGACCAGUAGCAUUCAUCUGUAUCGAGAGCUGACCUGUGACAGUGUACUGAAGAGGAUUAAGUCUCUAGAAGAAGAAAUUAUUUCAAAGAAGAUUAAACUCAUAAUAAUUGACUCUGUAGCUUCAGUUGUCAGAAAGGAGUUUGACACACAACUCCAAGGCAAUCUGGCAGAGAGGAGUAACUUUUUGGCUAGAGGAGCAUCACUGUUGAAGUAUUUGGCAGAGGAGUUCUCAAUACCAGUUAUCUUGACGAAUCAGAUUACCACAUCGUUGAGCAAUGGCCUUGCAAUCCCAGCAGACCUAGUGUCUCCAGCUCAUGAUUUGUCCCUGUCUGAAGGAGCUUCUGGAAGUGUGAAGAGGGAAUCUGCUUGUGUGACAGCAGCCCUUGGCAACACGUGGAGUCACAGUGUCAACACCAGACUCAUCCUGCAAUAUCAUGACUUGCUGACAAGGCAGAUCGUGAUUGCAAAAUCCCCUGUUGCUCCGUUUUCCACGUUUUUCUACACCAUUGAGAAAUCAGGCUUGAUUCUUCAAGAUGGAAAGAAUCUAUCAAGUUUACCCUGGGAAGGAGCCAGUCCUGUCCUGCAAACCAUACAAGUGAGAAACACUACCUUGAGAGAUGCUUUCCUCAACACCACUGAUGAGACUCCUGGUGAUACACCCAGUGCAUAGAAUGGUCAAAUGAAGUCUUCACUGCAAAAUGAAUGAACAACCUUGGUCUUUGAAAAUCCAGUGAAGCAGAUAGUUAGGCAUUCUUCUUUUGCCUCUUUAGAGACUAAGUUCAAAAACAAGCAGUGUUUUCUGUACGUGUGGGGCCACAUUAAACUUCAGAAUUAUGAAAAUGUUGAAUAUUGUUCGGGUUAAGUUAGAUUACAUAGUAAUAAAACUCCAUGAACAACACACGUCAGCGAAGAAGCACAAACCUCACAAGCCUUCCUAAUUCACCCUGACACCUCAGCAGUCUGGAGGAACGGGCAGUCAAACACACAGAGCACUGAGUUUCCACUGCACUAUUUACUCACACCUUACUGUGACUGAGAGAAUGUAUGACUUGCUAAAGGCUGCUGAAGGCGCUAGAUCAGCUGUGACUGACAUCAAGUUGUUCCCUGUCUUCAGUCCUCACAUCCCUAAGGGAAAGCUGUGUACGUGCUGAGUUAGUGCUGAUGGCUGAUGCACAGUCACCAUUGGCCCGAGACAUGGUUCAUUGCCCUGCAGUCAUGGGGAAAGCCUCAUUGAGAAUCCUGAUGGAAAGCAAAACACCCAGCAUUGAAGUGUGAAAGGUACAGGUAACCCAGCAAGGGGAUCAGUGCCAAGGUGAGCAGGUUGCCAUCUGCUGUUUGCUGGGCAGGUCUGGGGUGACCAAGGGUGCUCCCAGCAAACACAAGGCUCCUGUUAAAAUAGCACUGUGUACCCAUACAGCUGCACUCUGAGAAGCUGAAGAGUUGUCAGGGUGAGGAAGCCAAUGUCCCUCUGCUUGCAGCCACCAAGCAGGCUGGUGAGGAGAGCUGCUCUGUAACUCUCUGCUCACACACCUGCUCAGGCAGCUUUGUGCUCUACUUGAACAAGGAAGUGUCCAGGUUUUCAUCAUAAGAAAGCUACUCCAUUUCAGUGUUACUUUUAAAAGCUAUUAAGUUUCACCCUGGGGAGGAGCAGUUCUCCAGCUUUACCGAUUUUGUGCUUUAAAGAUAUAUAUGUAUAUAUAUAUUUAAUUUCAUUUUAAUUUUGUUUUAACCAAAGUUUAGAUUUCCUUCUUGCCAGUGUUGCACUGCUGUCCGGUCAGUCAAACACUGCUGAACUUGCUUGUCGCCAUUUUAUCCGGAUAUCUUGUAAAUAUUUGGUAGAGCACUCAGACACAGAAGUGGUUUUUGCUCUUACAGUCACAUGCCUGGUUCCAGGACCUUUCAGAAGUACAAAAGACUGAAGGCAGGGAAAAUUCCACUGAGAUGGAUUCGAGUCUCCAGGGAGCAACUGGACUCUGUUUAGACUAAAAUUUCUUGCUGCUGGUUCUCUCCUUUUUUCUGUAUUUAAACAUGGAAGGAUAGAGGGGGGAAGCUGCAGGGUAAGGGUGGGUUUUUUAAUUAUAAACACUGAAAUACAAGUGCUGUAUCACUCGUUUCUCUCAUAUUACAGGAACAUUUGCAGUUGGAGAGGGAGAUAAGCUUUUUAAUGCACUCUGCAAAACCUUGGGAAAUUUCCAUCCAAGUUCUAAAAUGCGUUACAGACAUUAAUGAAUUAAAGCGUAAUCCCCUUCUUCUCAGCCCUGUGGAGUAAGGACUAAAUACAAUUUAAAGACAUGGAUAAUGAGUCUAAAAAAGUUGUAAAGGCCUUGCCUGAAAUCACACAGGCAGGAUGGCAGGAGGACUCAGGCCUUUAGGCCUUCUACUUUACACCACAUCCAGCACAGUUUCCUGCCUUUUCAAGGUUUGCUGUACUUGCCCUUCUGGGAUAAUAGUAAGAACAUACUGGCAUCACACCUGUGCAUAACCUUGCUUUAUUCCCCCUUGGAACGCAGAGACCUCUCACAGAGUCUCUCCAGUGAGAUUAAGAUGCUGAAAAGAUCAGAGUGGGAUGUGAGCAGGGAAAAACAAGGCAUUGCUCUGCUCUGAGUAGAUCCCACUUCUGCUGUGGCAGUGGAGUUAGUGCCCCAGCAUGAGCAGCCUCUAGCUUGUGCUCCCACAGUGGAUUCAGGCAGGUUGUCAGGUCAGUCAGUUCUUGACUGACAAGAACAUUGGACAGAUGAGCCAGUGAGCCACUCUCCUGUAGAGAGUUCAUUAUUCUCCUCUUUGUGAGUCACAGUUCUUAUUAUCAGAAUUCCACAGCUAUUGCUGCAGCCGUUCUCCAGCCCCUCUUCUGAAGAGAGGGAUAAUCCCAGCCAGUUCCUCUCCAGUGGCAUGAGUCAGGUUUUUACCAGGGCGAUUAAUGGACAGCUGAGAAGAGCAGUUCCAACAGGGAUGAGCCAAAAGCAAUGUCCACAUGAGUCAUCAAGUGAAAGAGAAGGAAGAAGGGAGCAAAACCAGUUGGGAGCCGGGCAGCCCCUGCUGCCAUCCCCAUGGCCCAGCCCUGCAGCCCUUCACAGAGCCUUUGCCCUGUUUGUGCCGUGGCCAGCCACAGAGCUGCAGCAGCUCUCCUGCCAAGAACCCAGAGUCCCUGCAGAUGCCUCGCACAGCACUCACUUCAUUCCUGCUGAAAGGCAGCCAGGCCCAGGCUGAGACAUGGCAAGCACUUUGCUGUGCCUGGCAACGCUGCCCAGCUGCUGAGAACAAAUGGGGAAGAAGGGCUGUGUAAAAACGCAGGGGAAUUUUCACAUAGGCAGGAUGUAAUUAGCAGAGCUGGAAUUUGGCCAGGAUGCUGGGGUUAAAGCACUGGCUUGCAGGUAGCACAGUGGGAGCUUUCAUAACUCAUGCUCAGGAUCUCCCAUUUCCAUCUUACCUAGAGGAUGUUAGAGGACUGCUCCCCAUUUAAUGUUCCCAUACAGCUUUCUGAGCUCUGACACAAAGGGAAAAGUGUCAGAGUGCUGCAGCUGCAGUGUGCCACGGUCACAGCUGGCAGGACCGCACCCCAACGGGCCACAGCAGCAUUGCAGCAAAGCCUGGCACUCUGCAUCCUGCCUGUGGACUCCUGCAAGUCUGCACCUGCCUGAGCUCCCAGCAAACAGAAAAGGGGAUGAAAACAGGGCAGCCCCUCAUAUGUUAAUCGUGAGAGAGGGAAUACUACUUCAACCCUACUCCCUGCCACAGAUCAGAACUGACGUCCAGCACUCCUCCCCGGUGUGUACCAGUGAGCUUUCCCAAUGUGCCUUGCCAGUAAUAAACAGCACUUUUUAAGA